GUUGAGUGUACGUUGACCUGUCUAUACAGACAUACCUGCAAUGGCUAGGAUGCUUGCUACUAUUAUUAUGCUGUUAUUAUCUUUCUGCUCAAUGACUACCGCUUUUCAAUGUCACCAUGGCAACAUAACCUACGAGUGUAUCGAUGAUGACAAUUGUUGCUGUGGCGGCGGUAACAAAUGUUGUUACUGCAACUCAAGUUCCCUAUUAUUGCCUACUUGGGCAUUGUCGGCUGUAUUGGUCGUUUGUGCUGCUCUUGUAUUUGCUAUUAUAAUCAUCGCGGUGACUUGCUGGCGUCGACGUGUAAACAGGCAACAACGUGUCAUUACAACUGCGCCUGCCCGUACCAUUGUCGUUGCAGAUCAGCCCAGUCCCGGUGGUAAAGGCGUUGAAAUCAUCAACUUGGAUACGUGAGGAUGUGAGGAAGAUCACGAGUCCGGUUACCCAAACUUCUUCUAUUGAACACGUUUCAGCAUCAUGUGGACUAAAAGACUGGUCUAGCUUAUUUGAUGUGCGUAUGUUUCUUGAAUUAAUUAAAACGUGCUCGUAAUUCUGAAUGCAGUCCCUAGGAACGAGAGCUAGUGUGGCUGUGAUAGUUGAAUUUUCGUUACUUUGAA
This is a messenger RNA of Corticium candelabrum, 615 nucleotides long. RefSeq lists its product as uncharacterized. The record is from RefSeq and is a predicted model, not a curated record. Lineage: Eukaryota; Metazoa; Porifera; Homoscleromorpha; Homosclerophorida; Plakinidae. The transcript has 4 exons. Bases 41 to 412 code for a protein of 123 amino acids.